Molecule: messenger RNA, 2988 nt
Organism: Chaetomium globosum CBS 148.51
Lineage: Eukaryota; Fungi; Ascomycota; Sordariomycetes; Sordariales; Chaetomiaceae
Exons: 13
Coding region: 1-2988 (995 amino acids)
Biological process (GO): regulation of DNA-templated transcription; transcription initiation at RNA polymerase I promoter
Cellular component (GO): nucleus
Molecular function (GO): RNA polymerase I core binding; DNA-binding transcription factor activity; RNA polymerase I general transcription initiation factor activity
Source: RefSeq, a predicted model, not a curated record
AUGACGACUCUAUCCUCGAUUGCGCGCAGUUCUGCGUCGGUCGCCACAUCAUCCCCCAUAAAACCGAUCCUACGAAAAUCCACCUCGGUGCUGGGCACGCGAUCACGAUCCGAGGACUCGGAUGGGGCAGACGAGGAUGAACCCCCGACCAAGCGACAGAAAAAAACAGUCGUCUUCAACGAAGAUUUGAAUAUGAUCAAAGAGAUUAACAGCAAGAGCCUGGAGGAAGCGAAACGCGAAGUGCGCCAAGCGCUGGAGGGGCACAGCCGCGGAGACGACGAGGACUACGACAACCUAAAGGAUAUUUUCCUACCAAAGAAUGUCACACCUAACGACGACGAGGACGAGGACGAGACGACAAAACCCCAAGACUUGAUUGUCUACGUCGUGGCGCUGACGGGAUACGUGCCGCUGCUCGGCCGGUCGUGCUCGGGUCUGCUGCGCAGUGUGCUGCGGUGCAACUGGCUGGAACGGGACGAGAACUUCGCGCGGGCAUACAUUCAGCUGUUGGCCGCGCUUUCGUCGGUGCAAGGAUCCCUCUUUACACAGGCGCUCACCAUGAUCGUCGACAAGUUUACCGAGACACGGCAUACGUCAAGCGCGCCGGGCUUCGAGCCAGUCGACCCGGAAACCAAGAAAAAGUGGCUACAUGUCGGGCUGAAGUACCUCCUCGAGCUGUUCCCGGCGGGGCAACACAUAAUUCUUAGCUUGGUCGCGUCCAAGUUUCCGUUCACCGAGGCAACAAAGGCGACCCAUAUGGAGUUCAUCGACCACCUGCUGCGUCUUAAGGCUGCGAGGCCAGGGCUGGAACGGGAUAUCAUGGAGCUGAUUCUCUCGAGACUGGUCAAGCUGGAUGUGGAAAUGACGCUGGAUCUGGAGAAUGACGACGACGAGACGACGAGGGCGGUGCUGCGCCAACUGGGAGCGUCUGAUGCGAAGAACGAGGAAGACGAUGACGAUAGCGAUGCCGAUUCCGUCCUCAGCGACGACGACGAUCUCAACGAACAGGCUAAACGCGUGCUCACGGUCAAGAAUAAGCUGGAGACGAUGGACGCCAUUCUCGAUCUGCUGUUUUCGAUUUACGACCCGAUAUUUGAGGACCCAGAGAGCCCCGAGGCAACCGAGGCGUUCCAAGACUUGUUGAGCGACUUCUCGAAUGUCAUUCUGCCGCAUCUCAAAUCAAGGCAUACUCAAUACCUACUCUUCAAAUUCGCCAUGAAGUCCCAGCAGCUCAUGGAGAUGUUCAUCGGGACGCUGUUCAACCUUGCAUUCGAGUCGAACCGGCCACCCGUCGUUAAGCAGGCUGCGGUUGCUUACUUGGCAAGCUUCACCGCGCGCGGGGCCAUGGUUCAGAGCGAACAGGUGCAGUUGAUUACCAAGACGUUCCUCGAUUAUAUGGAUCACUACCGUGCCGUCCACACUGGCUGCCGCGGGCCAGAUGUAAGGCGAUAUAGCCAGUAUUAUGCAUAUUUCCAGGGGUUGCUUUACAUCUUCUGCUUCCGGUGGCGCGACCUGAUCGACCAGGACCUGCUCCCCUCCAGCCUCGACUGGGACGACCCGGCUUCUUUUGUUGGACAGGAGCUGCCUUGGAUGACGGGGCUCAAAUCUCGCCUCCAAGCCAACAUCGGCAGCAAGCUCAACCCUCUCAAAUGCUGCUCCCCGAUAAUCGUCGACGAGUUUGCCCGCCUCUCCCACCACCUCCGGCUGAUGUACAUCUACCCCCAAAUCGAAAAGAACAAGUCCGUCCACCUCUCGCAGUUCUUCACCGGCAGCUACGCGACCGGCGGCGCCCUGCGCGACUCCGGGUUCGAGUUUGAUGACGAAAAAUGGACCCAUCUCGAGGCCUGCUUCCCCUUCGAUCCCUUCCAGCUGCCCGUCGCCAGGCGCUGGCUCGACCUCGAGAGCAGCUAUGUCGCGUGGCGGCCUAUGGCGCUGUUGGAUCGGGAGGGAGAGGGAGAGGAAGAUGAGGAUGGGGGGGAGGAGGACAGUGAUGAGGAGGGGGAGGAUACAAGCAUAUUCUGGGCGUUUUGGGUAUUCGGCGGGGAACUUAUGGCUGAGAAUACAGUGAUGGCAGAUGACAGCGAGUCGAAUCGGCCCUCGUUCUCAACAUUUUGGAGGAAAUCUAAAGAGACGCUGGGCGGGAAAAAGAUUCGGUUUGUGGAAAGCAAGCCUGCAGGCGGUACCCCAAGUAGUGGUGCAUCGGGUGCCCAAGAUGAUGCAAGCACCGAAGCAUCACUGGACAAGACUCAGGCCCGCAGAGCCCAAGUCCGGAAGGCUCAGGUCCAGCACCGACAACGGAAGGCGAAUUAUGUCAAGCAGCUCGAGAUGGAUGUUGCCCGCAUCCGUGAGAUGAUCGAGGCCGCUGAGCAAGAGACCAAGUCUCUCUUGGACGAAAACAAGGCCAUGAGGGCGCAGAUCUUACACGCCAUGAGCAAGAAGGCGGCACCCUUGACUCUGGACCAAGGGGUACAUCUCUUGCAGGAAAUGCCCCAACCAUGUGAACUCAGUGAUGCCGGGAAGGCUUUGCAACAGCAAGACUACGCCCCGCCCCCGCCAGACACCGUCUAUACCACCCCGCUCAUCGGCCACGACGGCCACGGGCACACCCUCAUGGCGACCAGCCUCGCGCUGCGCGACGCGCCUGAACACAUCUUCAAAGCCGCCUCUCGCAGCGACCGCCUCCUCUUCCCCAGCACGAAGCCCAUCGCUACUAAUUUCGAGGCCUAUUGGUGCUGCACCUCGCUCACGCUACGCUCCCUGCACGGCCUCGCCUCGUCGCUCAACCCCAACGACGGCGUCGAGGUGGCGCCCGUGCAGGCGUGGUUCGAGCUGGUGGGGCGGUUCGGCGCGGAGCGGGUCAUGGCGACCGGGGUGCUGGAGCGGCUGAAGCGCGAGUUUGUGGGCGUGGUCAAGUGUUUGCAUUAUGGGGCGAGUAUGGAGAGGGGGGCGUUUGAGAGCGUGGUGGGGAGGGUUUUGGGGGCGGGGUGA